Molecule: messenger RNA, 3860 nt
Organism: Trematomus bernacchii (emerald rockcod)
Lineage: Eukaryota; Metazoa; Chordata; Actinopteri; Perciformes; Nototheniidae
Gene: ezh1
Product: enhancer of zeste 1 polycomb repressive complex 2 subunit
Exons: 20
Coding region: 223-2535 (770 amino acids)
Biological process (GO): chromatin remodeling
Molecular function (GO): protein binding; histone H3K27 methyltransferase activity
Source: RefSeq, a predicted model, not a curated record
UACAACAACAACAACCUCCAGCAGCACCAUGCCCAUGGAUAACGUAGGGAUUUCUCUGAGAUCCCCUCGCCGCGCGGAGACUGUAUCUGCGUCAGAUCAAUAGCAAACACACAGCCUGUAAUUGCUCCAGAUCUUUCGACUGUGUUAAAAAAUCUGACAGUGACUUGAUCGCGUUGCAGUGUCUUCGCACGAAUAGGAAGCAAGCCGUUGAUUUGAAGAGUCAUGGAGGAAACAGCUACUGCAGCUCCAUCCCCUGGUACCGGGGCUGCCCCCCCAACCCCAAAACCUGAGCCUUCCUCCUUUGUACCCUCCCGCAGCCUGCUAGAGUGGAGACGGAGGGUCAAGUCUGAGUACAUGCGCCUUCGCCAAUUAAAACGCCUUAAAAAAGUAGAAGAGGUCAAGGCCCUGUUCAAUUCCAACAGGCAAAAGAUUGAGCAAAAGACAAAUGUCCUGAAUGAAGAGUGGUCCCGGCUCAGGAUCCAGUCCAUACCUCUGUCAACGUCUGCCGGAUUUGGGGCCAACAAGAAGAUGUGUACAGUGGAGUUUGGCCACCCAGAAUUCAAAGCUCAAGCCAUUGUCAUGAGACCUCUGUCAACAGUGGCAGGGAUCCCCUUCAUGUACUCCUGGUCGUCUCUGCAGCAUAACUUCAUGGUGGAGGAUGAGACAUUUCUUCACAACAUCCCAUACAUGGGUGACGAGGUGCUGGAACAGGAUGAGGCCUUCCUGGAAGAACUCAUCGACAACUACGAUGGUGUCCAUGGUGACAGAGAGGGGGGGUUUAUCAGCGAUGAGGUUUUUAAAGAGCUGGUGGAGGCCUUGUGCCAGUACUCUGACCACGAGGAGGAGGAAGAGGAGGAAGCAGCAGGGGCGAUGGUGACGGUGGAGGUGACAGGGAAGAAGGAGGACGAGAGAGUGAUGAGGAGCUCAGUGGAGGGCUCAGAGGAGACUAAACCUGGUACUGGGGCAUUUACCAGGAGGAAGAGGAAGAGCACUACCGAGGUGAGGGACAUGUCCGGCAGCAAGAAGGUCCCCAACGAUAACAUAUUUACAGCCAUCGCCUCAAUGUUCCCUUACAAGGGCACCACCGAGGAGCUGAAGGAAAAGUACAAGGACCUCUUGGAUCCCCCCCGCGCUGUGAAGCUGCCCCCUCUCUGCACCCCCAACCUGGACGGUCCAUUCGCUAAGUCUGUACAGCGGGAGCAGUCGUUGCACUCCUUCCACACACUCUUCUGCAGACGUUGCUUCAAAUACGACUGUUUUCUCCACCCUUUCCAUGCUACACCCAAUGUUUACAAGAGGAAAAUAAAAGAGAUCCGCAUAGAGACUGAACCAUGUGGUGAAGACUGCUUCCUGUUACAGAAAGGGGCUAAAGAGUUUGUGGAUCAGAAUAUUUUGCCGUCACAAAGGUCUCGAGGGCGCCGAAGGCAGCAGCGUCCCACCAGCUCCAGCUGUCCCGGACCCUCUGUGUCUGCUGAGGAAGUCCCAGAGAGUGACCAUGAAACCACCACCUCCUCCUCAGAAGAGAAUUCGCGAUGCCAGACUCCCACCAAGCUGCGUCCAGCGGUUGAUAACGGGGAGCAGCAGGCGAGCUGUGCGGUCCAGUGGAGCGGGGCGGAGGAGUCACUGUUCAGAGUGCUGCACGGCACAUACUUCAACAACUUCUGCUCCAUCGCUCGCCUCAUCGGUACAAAGAGCUGCAAGGAGGUGUACGAGUUUGCGGUGAAGGAGGCCCUGACCCAUCGUGUUCCUUUGGUUGAUGGAGGCAUCCCACCCCAGAAGAAGAAACGGAAACACAGGUUAUGGGCAAAGAUUCAGCUAAAGAAAGAUAGCUCGUCCAAUCAGGUGUACAAAUACCAGCCAUGUGAUCACCCCGAACAUCCAUGCGACAGCACCUGCCCGUGUGUGAUGACCCAGAAUUUCUGUGAGAAGUUCUGCCAGUGUGAGCAGGAGUGCCAGAACCGCUUCCCGGGCUGCAGGUGUAAGACCCAGUGCAACACUAAACAGUGUCCCUGCUACCUGGCGGUGAGGGAAUGUGACCCAGAUCUGUGCAUGACCUGCGGCACUGCAGAGCACUGGGACAACAAAAUGAUCUCCUGCAAAAACUGCAGCAUCCAGAGGAGCCUAAAAAAGCACCUGCUUUUGGCUCCAUCAGAUGUUGCCGGAUGGGGCACCUUCAUCAAAGAACCAGUUCAGAAGAAUGAGUUCAUCUCUGAAUACUGCGGAGAGUUGAUCUCGCAGGAUGAGGCAGACAGACGCGGAAGGAUCUAUGACAAAUAUAUGUCUAGCUUCCUUUUCAAUUUGAACAAUGACUUUGUUGUGGAUGCCACUCGAAAGGGGAACAAAAUCCGCUUUGCAAAUCAUUCAGUUAAUCCUAACUGCUACGCUAAAGUGGUAAUGGUGAAUGGAGACCACCGCAUUGGAAUAUUUGCCAAGCGAGCUAUCCUGCAAGGAGAGGAGCUCUUCUUUGACUACAGAUACAGCCAAGCGGAUGCCCUCAAAUAUGUGGGGAUAGAGAGGGAGGCAGACACGGCUUAGCUGACUACCUCGAUAACCAGCCCAUAAAAGCUCAGCCACCCACUAAUGCUUCUGGCCCUCUUUGUAGCGUCACAUCUAGAAGACGAGUUUCUAUGAUCAGCCGCUGUCUCUGCCCUCUCUGCUGCACUUCUAAAAAUAGAGUCCCUCCCUAUUGUUUGCUCCCUGCAGACAUCAUUCCCUCGUCCAGUGACAGCAGUCAGUCUCCCUCUACCCAAACCCACCCACUACCUGCAACAGUGUAUACGCCAAGCUUAUGAAACUAGACUAUAUCAAGUGGAAAUACUAUUAAUCCGUAUUGCUUACUACACCACGAACAUUUUCUGUUUUUUUGUUUCAUCAAGUUAAAGCAAAGAGGUCGUGAUUACCCAUCCUUAAGUGUGUUACCAUCUAAGAAGUUGUGUUACUGUACUUAUAGACCGGCUUUUAUUUGACCUCUCAAUACAUUAAAGCAAGCUUUUACAUAGUAUAUGAUAAUAAUCAGUGAAAUGCAUGUGCUGUCUCUUGGAUAAGCGAACCAAUAAACAUGUUAGCAUUAGCUUCAGUCAGAAUCUGUGCGGUCUCAGUAUUGCAGUCUGUGCUAUGUUACCCACUGGCAGUUCUUCUGAAGAACUUGACCAGGUUUGACAGCUUGUGUUCCUCUUUGAAUCUUUUUCAGCAGCUAGCAUCACCACCACAUCUUUAUGGUGAAAUAAGAUAUUGUGCAUUUAUAUAAUUGUUCUGCAAAAAUAGGCAACCAGACAAGAACCGACUGACUGAAUGUAACCUCUAGAGUAGACGAUGGUGAAGAGAUCUCAUCCCUCUUUUCAUUUUUACACAUAAAUCCAUUCUGUCGGUACUUUGAGUAACGUACACGCACAUCAAACAUUUAUUAUCAUACUUUCAUGAUCUUGAGGCCUUUACACUUUGUGAAGGAUAUAACUAAUACAUUAACAAGUCACAGUAAAUGUCUUCCUUUUAUAAAUCAUAUAAGUGCCAAAUGAUUUCAUACAGAAAAAAGACUGAAAAACGUAUUGCAUAAUUAAAAGAUGUAAAAAUUAAAGGUAACCAUUUCAAGGUUAUAACUAUGGGAAAAGCAAAAUGAUCAGUGUUUGACCAAAUAUUAAAGUCCCCCACAUGUGAAUGUAAAACAUCUUUCAUCAUCUCUCAUUUGUUCUAUAUGUCCAGAUUUGUAAUUCAUCCUGUUUUUCAUUUAAAAUACAUUCAGUCCCAAUUUAAAAUGAGAUCCUUCUCAAUAGGGAUGAACAAAAUGGAGUUUACUGCUAUGUACAGUGUAUGCCUAUAAAAAUAAAAGUUUAACUUUAUACAUUAAAACAUGCUGCUCUGGU